Molecule: messenger RNA, 5099 nt
Organism: Verruconis gallopava
Lineage: Eukaryota; Fungi; Ascomycota; Dothideomycetes; Venturiales; Sympoventuriaceae
Exons: 3
Coding region: 219-4823 (1534 amino acids)
Biological process (GO): regulation of transcription by RNA polymerase II; protein demethylation
Molecular function (GO): DNA-binding transcription factor activity, RNA polymerase II-specific; zinc ion binding; transcription coregulator activity
Source: RefSeq, a predicted model, not a curated record
CACCGACCCGUCCUCGAGCAGACCUACCUCGAACCGCUCAAUCUCUGCUGCUAGACUUCCACCUGUACCUUGACGCACUUGCUUGGAGCUAGAAAUGACUUGGAGCGCCACCUUAUCACCGAGUCUUACAAGCCUUGUGCUGUGUUGAACCCCACAGCAAGUCCGCGUCCAGCCGCCGCAACCUUAUACCUACCGCACCGUGAACGAGCUCCGGCGCGAUGGCGUACACCACCUUUAAAAGGGAUUUUAAGGCACCUCCGCUGCCGCGUUCGCGCACUCCGGAGCGCAUCACGUCCGCAAUUGAGCCUAUACCGGAGGCCGCACUGGCAAUUGCGGAGUUGUUGAAGCGCGACACUUCCAACCGCCGAACUGCCGCUCGAACGACCCAAAAAGUGAGAGAAAAUAAGAGAAGCACCAAAACUACCACCGCCAGGGUGCACAGGCACACCCAUAGCAAUAGCGCAAGCUUUGUUGUUCCACCGGCGUCGCCCAUUGACACCCUUGCCUCAGUCGCUGCCUUUGAAGCCACGAGCAGAAGCCCGCCUACGACCUUCCACAAUCUAUACCAAUCCCAGUACCCUCUGGAACGCUCUUCGAAGAGGGCCAGAUCAGAAAUUGCACCAUCGCCACAGCAACCCGCGACCUCGCCUCUUUUUAACUCCAGUUCGACCCAUCGGCCGGCGACCUCGUACAACUACAAUGGCUGGAGCUACAACGUGGAGCAAGGAAUCAACAACGGUCAGCGCAUGCGAUCUUACUCUUCUCACGCUCGCACGGGGAGCGUCAAUGGGUUCGCUACCUAUCAAGAAUCGAACGUGGAUGAAGCGGAGCUGCUUCUGAACUUUUCCAGAGGCGGAAGCAUAUCCUCUUCACAUGGUCUGGGUAUAGUUGCUCCCACCGUUGAAAAACAGACAGCGCAGCGAACACCAGCGCUGCCUCCAUUUCCGGUUGCUACCUCUGUCGAACCUGCAAAGGGCCUGACGGAGUCAUCUAGCACUCAAACCCAAGCUAUGCCAUCUAGUCCCACUCUCCAAGCUCCGCCUCACAGUCCAAUAUCUCCUCCUUCAAACUUGAUUCCGCCCCUUGGCCCUUCAAAGGAGGCCACAGAAUUGCCAAUGCCUGAUGAUGGCGGCCGACUUGGGACCAGUCUAACUAGUCUCACCACCGUAGCUGAUAGCAAAGGUGGGGUACCAGGCGACGAUGACAUCAAGUUGGACGGACAAGAAGAAACAAAACCAUUAGCUAGAGAUGACAAAGAGGAUGUGGCCAUAAACCACUCGCUUGCUGUGUUGUCAACUUCCGAGCAGCAAACUAAGUCCAACGAUGCACUUAGUAUUUCUGAUCAUGGCGGUCGGCGAUACUCGGAUUCGCAUCAAGAUCAUCCGUCAAAGAGAGUGCGAUUAGAUCCUGGUGGCCGGUCGUCUUCUGCGCCAUUGGAGUACGCAAUAAGCGAAUCUACUGAUCACAGUACAGCACUGGACGGCCAGAUUAACGUGGAUGACGUUUCAAAACUGCCUGAACAAGGUGUUGUCUGUCCAUCUUGUAACAAUGCGAGAGAUUUCGGGUCAGAGAAGGUGGACUGGCUACAAUGCGAUGGCUGUGAUCAAUGGUAUCAUGUUGCUUGCUCUGGUUUGACUACCAAACAAAGCAAAGCUAUUGACAAGUAUUACUGCCCAACAUGCGAGCCCAAAUUCGGCAAGAGUACAAAGAAACGGACAUCAAGUCGCGUGCGUGCGGCAGUCGAUUAUGCUGGGCUCAACGAAGGUGUGCUCCGCACGCCAAGCGGAAGUAGGGAACACCAUUACAUCGAGUCGUUCAAGAAUGGCACCGUUAAACUUACACCUGAAACUUUCCCACGAAUUCCUGGAAAUUUCAUCACGGCAGAUUACUUUGAGAAGUGCCCCAGUUUCUCAGAGCCUGUCGUGAUCACAAAGAGCCUUAAUCCGCGGCCGCCAUUCCCAGGUACAACGCCACGAGAGGAAAUGAUGGAAGACGAUGAUCGCGUUCUGGUGCCUGAUGAUGGACAAGACGAUAUGGACAUGGUAAUUCCGCAAGGGCUGACCGUGCGACGUGUAUCGGAAUUGUACGGCCCAAAGAACCAGAUUCCUGUCAUCGAUGUGAAGGCGCAGGAGUCUAGCAAAGGAUGGACGGUUGAGAAGUGGGCAGAUUAUUAUGAGAACCCUGGAGACGAGCCAAUACGGAACGUGAUUAGCUUGGAAUGCUCAACAACACCGCUGUGUCGUUUGAUUCGACGACCAAAAGUAGUACGCGAUCUUGAUUUGCAGGACUCUGUCUGGCCAGACACAGAACUUCGAAGAUCCGUCGGAUUUUACGUCCUUAUGUCGGUCGCAGAUUGUUUUACCGAUUUUCAUAUCGACUUUGGCGGCUCUUCGGUUUAUUACCACAUCCUAAAAGGGAAGAAGGUGUUUUUCUUCAUUCCGCCAACUCCAUCAAAUUUGGCGAAAUACCAAGAGUGGAACGACAUGCCAUCACAGACGUGGACGUGGCUACCGGACAUUACGAAGACAAAGGAAUGCUAUCGCGUCGACUUGUAUCCAGGUGACACGAUGUUGAUCCCUGCUGGCUGGAUUCACGCCGUUUGGACCCCCGAUGACAGCUUAGUCAUCGGUGGCAACUUCUUGACACGCUUGCACUACGGCAUGCAAUUUCGCGUCGCGGAAAUCGAAAAAGCUAACAAAACACCGAUCACCUUCCGCUACCCAAAAUUCCAAAAGGUCAUGUGGUAUGCCGUACUUCAAUAUCUUGAGCGCGAUCCGUUGCCCACCAUCGUGCGGGAGACCUUUUUAGAUGGCCGACAGUUCCAUCGUGAGAGAAAGAUAUGGACCGAGUUUGAUAGGUUUGGCGAGAAUUCGCAUCCCGGGCCAGAGAAUUACAAUGCAAGAUACUAUUCACAGGCAGAAAUUGAUGGACUUCCGGAUAUGGUCAACUACAUUUUCCGCACGGUGAUGAUUCACAUGGAUCGGCUCGAGAACAUCAGCGCCAAGGUGCGCAAGGCCGUUACGGACAGCAUACCCAAAACUAGUCGUGAUCCAUUGGACAUAGCGCGCGACUUCGCAAUGUGGGUUGCGUGGAAGCGCGGCGACGAAGACAUCCCAGAGUGGGCGCACCCUGGAGCUGUACUGCCAAACAAGGGUGAAGACGCUUCCGAUAAGAAACUGACUGAUGCUCAACUGAAGAAGCUGCAACGAGCAAGCGCUAUUGUGGUACCGGAAAGGCAGUCUGCCCGCCUUAAAUCGGUCGCGGAGACAGCGAUGGCGCAGCAGGAAUCACUCGCCGCAGCAACGAGCACCACACCUAAAACAUCGUCACUCGGACCGCGACGAACUGCGUGUGACUCGUGUCGUAAACGAAAGAUGAGAUGCAAGCAUGUCGAGAAUGCUCCUGCACAGUCAACGCCGAUCAUAUUCACCAACCCAAUGGAAUCGUCUCCAAAGUCAAAUUUUGUCGGCGUCGUGUUGCCCGAUUCCUCAUCGUCCGCCCAGCUACCCGCUGCAUCGUUUCCGCCGCCGUUCCAAGUCGAUCCCGUUCCACCGAUGGCGAAUGGCUUUAUCAACGACGGUUUCAUGCCGGGUCCAAAACAGGAAAUCUUGGAGCUGAAGAAAGGGAGGACCAAAGCCUGUUAUGACUGUAGGCGGAGCAAGCGCCGAUGUAUUCACGAUGAGUUUGGCAAGAUUGAUCCAAUUAAGCAACGUGAACCAGUCAUCCCUCGCGGAUCGGCGAAGCGCAAAUCCGGGCCAAGCCCGGAAAUGCCUCUCGCGAAGAAGCCAGCGAACGAUCAAAUUGCACCGACAGCACCGAUGCUCGCGGGUCAGUUGAACACUUUUGAAGUGUCACCAUCAGCAAGCACGUCACAUGUAUAUGCUAGUGCCAAGCAAGACGGCAUGUUCCGCAACUCAACCGUCAACGAUUUCUCAUCCAUGACGGGUAUUGUGAAUGUGAAUCCUCUUGCGUCGAGAAACGCUGGCAGAGAUAGAACAACAUCCAAUGCUGCGCAACAGAGUCCAUCCCGCGUGCAGCCCAUUGAAUGGGCAGUUGACCCGGCACUUAUGGAUUCGAGUGUUGGAACGGCACCAUCACAGCAACAAGAAGACUAUGGGUAUGCAGAUGCGCAGGUCGCGCUUAUGGCGUACUAUCAAAGCAAUGGAGGCCCUCCUCCUUCAUCUCAUGAAGCGGCGAACCAGUUCAUGAAUGGGUUUGUGGAUUAUGAAGCUGGACAGCAGCCAAAGAUGGAAGUGGACAUUGAUCCUCUUCUGCAAGAUUCUCUUGCCGCGGUUCAGGCCUACAACAGAGGAGCACAGCCGCCUAAUUCCGAGACUGAUCUGCCAAAGGAAGGUGUUCGUGCUGAGAAGGUAGAUCAUUCACAGCCACGGCUAGGAAAUGGCGAUGCAAACUCUCAAGACAAUGUAGCAGCACAACCGGCUUCGGAUUUGGUUUUGGAUCCAGCUCUUGAUAAUGCCCCACAAUCACAUCAAAGGCAAGCGAGCAGCGUGGUCCUUCCGAGCACGGAAAAGUCGUCAUCCAAGCUACAGGCUUUUGGGGAAGCCAAAGCUGCUGAGUCACCCGAAGAUCCGCCCAGCAGAGAGCGAAGAAAAAGCAGCACAGCUCCUCGAACGCCACUAGUAAAUGGUAGUAAGGGCAAGAGCACAUCGCCAGAAGCACAACGCGCGACGCCUGGGAAGGCGCCGGGCCGGCGAAAGGAGAGUAGCGCUGCAUUGGAAGAAACAGAUAGCGAGACAAAGAAGCUGAUCGAGCAGAUGAGGCAAGAGAAUCUGCAGUCGAAGGGCCUCCGACGGCGGAGCUGAGGGACGGAGGCGAUUCAUGAUUCUUUUUUCGGUAGGAGAGAGGGCGCUGUGCCAUGUUAGGAUUUUUUUUUCUGUUUUCAGACGCGCAUAUGAGGGGAUACGGGAUCAUAUAAAGAGGAUGAGAAUGGGUAGCCAUCGCCCCAGGAGUUUUAUCAUUAUACCCACAUCAAGGACGGAAGGUGGAGUAGCCGCCGUAUCUGAACCGCGCAAAUGGCUUUGCGAGCAAAGGGAUGGAUUGCAAUGUAGCUCAGUCGAGGCAGAGAACAUGAAUGUGUG